Molecule: messenger RNA, 1512 nt
Organism: Aspergillus steynii IBT 23096
Lineage: Eukaryota; Fungi; Ascomycota; Eurotiomycetes; Eurotiales; Aspergillaceae
Product: putative oxidoreductase, 2OG-Fe(II) oxygenase family
Exons: 7
Coding region: 239-1408 (389 amino acids)
Source: RefSeq, a predicted model, not a curated record
UUCUACUGUCUACAGAACAUCAAGUCCAUCCCCCGACAAAUCCGGCAAUAUCGUCUCCAGAACCGGUGGAUCCACAACCAUAACGAGAAACCAUUUUGUCAAAGCCUCCCCCUUCAUUGGACGGCGACAUCUAUCGCUCGCUCGGCUCCGAUCUUCUCCACGUUGAUAAGGAUAAGGAAUGUUUGCCGACAGACGAUAUUAAACGAGGAUUCCCAGAAGUACAGUACACUCACCCACCAUGGACGACUCCACCUCCGGCCCCCCCAUCGACCUCCCCAUCAUCGACAUCUCGAACCCCGACGACCCCGCCGUGGGAAAGGCGAUGCUGGACGCUGCGGCCAAGUAUGGCUUUUUGUAUGUGAACAGCCAGGGGACGGAUUUUACGCCUGGGGAUGUGGAAAGGGCGUUUGGUUUGUCGAAAGAGUUCUUCAUGUCGCCGGUAGACGAGAAGGCGAGUUGUCGCAUUGAGCCGAAUAAUCGCGGCUGGUCCGGUAUGCAUGUGGAAACUUUGGAUCCGGAGCAUCAGCGGACGGGCGAUUUCAAAGAAGGCUUCAACUUCGGCGAAUUCCGCCACGGCAAAGCCCAACAACCCCUCCCUCCAUCCCUCGCCUCGCACGAGUCCGAAAUCAACCACUUCGCGACCCUCUGCCACAAGACAUGCGAUCGGAUCCUCAAGCUCCUGGCCCUAGGUCUGCAGAUCCCCAACGACUUCUUCACAACCCGCCAUGACCCCACCCACGGCUCGACGGGCAGCAUCCUGCGCUAUCUGUACUACCCGUCGAUAUUCUCGCCCGCGACGUCAUCAUACAAACACGACCAGGACGUGCGCGCAGGAGCACACUCCGACUACGGAAGUAUCACGCUUCUCUUCCAGCGGCCCGGCCAGCCGGGUCUUGAGAUUCUGACGCCCGAGAAGACGUGGGCCCCGGUGCCGGUGCAGCCGGGGGUGAGUACCGCCGACGACCUCUCCUCCCCUUUCUCCGCCGCCUCGACGGAGGGGGCAGAGAAAGGGAAGGGGGAGGAGGAGGAGGAGGAGGAGGAGUUUGUCUUCCCGCCGAUCCUGGUGAAUAUCGGGGACUUGCUGAGUUAUUGGACGGAUGGGUUGCUCAAGUCGACGGUGCAUCGGGUUGUGUUUCCCUUGGCGGAGCAGCGGAGUCCGAAUCCCCGGGACCGAUAUAGUAUUGUUUUCUUUUGCCAUCCGUUGAACGAUACGGAGUUGGUGCCUGUUCCGAGCCAGGUGGUGACUACGUAUCGCAAGCGGUGCGAGGAGACGGGGACGUACGACGAGAAGGUCGGGUUUGGCGGCGGCGCUGGCCAGUUGGAGCCGGGGAAGCGCGCGCUGACGGCCUUCGAGCAUCUGGAGUCGCGAUUGGCGGCGACGUACGGCUUCAAGAAAGAAGAGUCGUAACAAACGUCUGUUAGGGCUUGUUUUACGGUAUAAAAUUCAUAAAUGAGGUGAACCGUUAACGUAACAGGCCAAGGCCUGACUAUUCAAUUCGUCACAGAUAGAAG